Molecule: messenger RNA, 2044 nt
Organism: Hemicordylus capensis (graceful crag lizard)
Lineage: Eukaryota; Metazoa; Chordata; Lepidosauria; Squamata; Cordylidae
Product: major histocompatibility complex class I-related gene protein-like
Exons: 7
Coding region: 1-1350 (449 amino acids)
Biological process (GO): immune response
Cellular component (GO): external side of plasma membrane
Source: RefSeq, a predicted model, not a curated record
AUGAUGCACAGUUCUAAGGGCGGAGGAGGCGGCGGAGAGAAUGUGCUUUGGGGUUCGGUCCCGAAAUCCUCUUCCGAAGUAUCCGGUUCUGCCCAACGACUGCCCGACUGCCCGUUCCCCAUCGAGAGACGAUUUCCCUCUCGGCCAGUUCCAGGGCAGCUGCUGGAGGCGUCUCCUCGCCUCGUUCCCAGCAGCAGAAGCAGCAGGAAGAAGAUCGCGGCGCCCAGCCUGCCCUGGAGCUGCCGAAACGGGCUCCUGAUGCAUCUUGGGAAUGUCCGCCUCUUGCCCCUCUGGGCAGCUGCCCUCCUGCUGCUGGGCGGCUGCUCUGGCACCUCCUCACACUCUGUGAAGGUUCAUAUUGCAGUGUGGGAUUCUGCUGAAGAGCUACCCCAGUUCAUGGGUCUGGGGUACUUGGAUGACCAGCUCUUCGUUCGCCGUGAGCAGAAGAUGAGGCAGUUUGUGCCUCUAGUCCUGUGGAUGAAGAAGCUGGUCCAGGAUGAUCCUGAGUACUGGCGCUUGUACACCCAGCAUACAUCUGGUCUAGAGGAGAUGUUGAGCCAACAUGCGGCGAUGGUCCAAAAAUAUGGCAACCAGAGUGAGGGUUUUCUCACUUGGCAGGGAAUAUGUGGCUGUGAGCUGAGGGAGGACGGUCAGAAAGUGGGGAAUAUCCGCUAUGGCUACAAUGGGAGGAACUUCAUCAGCUUCGACAAGGACACCGUCUCCUGGACUGUAGCAGCCAAUGCCACCGCUCCAGGGCUCAAGAGGAAGUGGGACACUAUCUCAGCCCAUCCUCAGUAUUACAGGGAUUUCCUGGAGGAGGAAUGCAUUGAGUGGCUGCAGAAAUACAUAAAGUAUGCCAAGGAAUCUUUGCUGAGGAUAGAGCCCCCAGUGGUGAAGGUGCAGCGAAGGGUGAACAACCGUCGCCUGGAAACUCUUUUCUGCCGGGCCUAUGGCUUUUACCCCAGGGAGAUCCGUGUGACCUGGAAAAAGGACGGGGAGUUCUUGGAGCAGGAGCCCCUCCGUGGGGAUGUUGUCCCCAACUCAGAUGGGACCUACCACACCUGGAUCAACGUCAAUAUUGACUCCAAGGACAGGGCGCGCUACCAGUGCCAGGUGGAACAUGUUGGUUUUCCAGAGCCUCACCUCUUCGCCUGGAAGGAACCUGUCUUAUCGGGUGCCAUGCUGGGAGGCAUUUUGGCGGCUGUGAUUGGGGCUGCUGCUAUCCUGUUGGUGGCCGGGAUCAUCUUCUGCAUCAAGAAACAACAGGGAGGCUACAAAGCAGUGACCAUCCUCCAUCUUCAACACAGUGGAAUGGCAGCAGAUGCCAGCGGAACUCGGCAGAAUGGCUAAGGAGUCUCUUUCUGAAGAGACAUUGGAUGGACCCUGAAGCUGCAGAAGAGCUGCUGCCUGCAACCUUGACCCGACCCCAAACCCCAAGUUUGGGAGAGGUGGCUACAGAAGGCCAGUCUGCUCCUCCCAUCCAUAGAAGAAAUGUUUUCCUCUCUAGCAGGGGUUCUCACACUUGGGUCCCCAGAUGUUGUUGGACUUCCAACUCCCAUAAUCCCCAGCCACUACCGCUUUUGACUCUUGUGGCUAGGGAUUAUGGGCAUUGGUCCAACAACAUCUGGGGACCCGAGUGUGAGGACCCCUGCUCUACAGAGUGAACAGCAGCUUUCAGAGGUUUGUGGAGAGGGGAGGCGUGUCGGCUGGCAUGAAGGACAAGACCUUCUUGGUGCUGGCUCCACAUCUGUGGAAUGACCUGCCUGAGGAGAUCUGAUGGGCUCCCUCUCUUCCCACUUCUAGAAGGGCUAUGAACUUUUUUGGAAACACACUAACAAGUGGGAUGUAAUUUUUUUUCUCCUGUGGCUUGUAAUUCCCAUUUUAAUGCUGUUAUGUUUUAAUUUUGCUAAAAAGUCCAGAAUUUUUUUGGCUGUGUUUCAUAAUGAUUUCUAAUGUCUAUAUUUAUGCUUGUGUGCUGCUCUUAGUUUAUUUUACAUAGAAAAGCACUGUCAAAAAGAAGUAAAUGAAUGAAAUCCAAAAGGCA